GCCUGAGCAAGAGCAGACGGAGUGAGGUCCUCCAGUGAAGGACUGUGCUUGGCCCAGAGCACAGCUGAGGGCAGGUGGCCACGCAGCUCAGCCCCAGACAGAGGGAACGCAGGGGGUGUGGUGCCAGGGCGGCAGGACGGUGGGUUGGGAAAGGGGUGAUCCCAGGGCCUUAUCUUUGAGAGCAGAUGUGUUCUCUUAAACGAGAGGAGGGGUUGAGGCCAGGUUUAUGUCCUUCGAGAACUGGGAGGAGAGAUGAUCCAGAUUCGGGGUGCUCCUGAGUGCAGCGCAGUGCCCCAGGCCCUGUGAUGAGGAUGAUGAUAAUGAUGAGGGGCGGCCACUGUUUGUGGCUGUCCUGUUAGGUGCCACAUGCCGGGCUAGGUGCCCCUGCACCUUGUCCCCGGUCCUCGCGGCCCCGAUGGAGACUGGGGCUCCUUGAGGCGCCAGGACCCAGCUGAGGCUCGGGCCGGGGUCGUGCUCCUCCCACUGCACAGCUCUGCCGUGCGUGAGGAGGAGGGACCCCCUCGUCCAGGUGCAAGGACAAGGGGUAGGUGCACUCAGGUCCCCUGCAAUCAUGUGCUGUCUCUCUAUCCCUCGGCGCCUCCUUCUCAGCUAUAGAGCGGGGUGACGAAGCGCUGCCUUACUGGGUUAUGUGAGGAUCGAAUCCUGUGAUGUGUUGAUUGUGCCCACCCCAGUGCCUGGCAUGGAGACGGUGCGUGCGCCCUGGUACCAGUUGUUCCUGCUCUGGUUCCUGGUUUCUCUAGGCCCGGGUCAGGGUCGGGGGGUGUCUGUUGAUGGUGGAGAGCAGUGGGGCAGGAAGGGGUCAGAGGAGAGUGGCGCCCAAAGGGGUCGGGAGGAGACAGCUGCCAGGACCAUGUGCGAUCACAGGGCGCCCCCAGCGCUGAGCUGAGGUCGGAUACCAAGGGUUUGUGCUCAGCAGCCCCAGGGUGGCAAAGCCCAGGAUGUCCCUGUCUGUGCUGGGAGAGGGGUAGAGCCAGCUCACUGAGUCGUCCAGCCGAGGGGCCCCUCGCCAUCUGUGCUCUCCUGGGGCUCAGUGACCUCCGAUGUAGAACUGACCACAGGCUGUCCUGGCCAUGCCUUUCUCUAGCUAUCCCCGCCCUCCUCUCUGAGGUCCCCAACGACUCCACGUGAUGAACACGUCAUCCUGACCGCCGGCCCCUUCCUUUGUGCCCGUCAGCUGACCGUGUAGUGACAGAGGAGGAGGAGCCAAGGCUCUCUGUUCCCCCACUGUCCAGGCCUGGUGAGGCCCAAGGCGCUCUGGGGAGAUGAAGUUUGGCUGCCUCUCCUUCCGGCAGCCUUAUGCAGGUUUUGUCUUAAACGGGGUCAAGACCCUGGAGACGCGUUGGCGUCCUCUGCUGAGCAGCCACCGGAACCGUACCAUCGCCAUCCACGUUGCUCACAGGGACUGGGAAGACACCGCAUGGAGGGAGCUGCUGGCGGAGAGGCUUGGAAUGACCCCUGCUCAGAUUCAGGCCUUGCUUCUGGAAGGGGAAAAGUAUGGCCGUGGCGUGAUUGCUGGGCUUGUUGACAUUGGGGAAACCGUGCAGUGCCCAGAGGACUUAGCUCCUGAUGAGGUUGUGGCGCUGGAGAAUCAAGCUGUACUGACCAGCCUGAAGCAGAAGUACCUCACCGUGCUUUCAAACCCCAGGUGGUUACUGGAGCCCAUACCCAGGAAAGGCGGAAAGGAUAUCUUCCAGGUAGACAUCCCAGAGCACCUGAUGCCCUUGGGGCAGGACGCCUGGCGAGUGCAGAAGGUUACCGAGAAACCGGCUAAAUCGUGACCCAUCGACUGACCGUCAUGCCUCAGACCUACAAGCCAGGUUCAGUCUGAAUCGGCCCUGCCACUGUGUGCUGUUCGUGGAAACAGGUCUCUCCACUCAGAUGCAGGGGACAGGGCAGCGGGACUUUCCUCGUGAGAUGCCUGUCUGGGCUCGCCGGCAGUCUCCAGGACUUCGACGUUCGGGAUAAAGGGGAAGCGGCCAGUAAAUGUCUUGGUGCCGCCACUACUUGAGUCCUUCUGAUUUCCGGGUCGUACAAAGACAUAGGUCUGAAGACGACCGGUUCGUGUUUCCUCCUCUCGUUGUUCUGCUCAGAACUCAUAGGACGUUUGAACAGCAUCCAGGGGACCUUGUGGGAAGGCUGGGAGCGGGCGCUAAAGGGGUGUGCAGGGGUGGCCAGCCACGGGUGCCCCUGUUCACCAUGACGACAGCAUUAGACUGAGACACAGCAUCCGUCUGUUCUUACAAAUGACUCUUGCUCUGUUGUCAAAGCGUCCCUUGGCCCAUGAAGUAUGCAUGUUCGACACAUCCCACAGCUAGCUACUUCAUGGCCAAAGGAAGGAUCCUAAAUACAGCACCGAUGGGAAAAUGA
Leopardus geoffroyi (Geoffroy's cat) is the source of this 2388-nucleotide messenger RNA. It is a transcript of the gene EOLA2, whose product is annotated as endothelium and lymphocyte associated ASCH domain 2. Lineage: Eukaryota; Metazoa; Chordata; Mammalia; Carnivora; Felidae. The record is from RefSeq and is a predicted model, not a curated record. The transcript is spliced from 3 exons. Bases 1284 to 1799 code for a protein of 171 amino acids.